Limanda limanda (common dab) is the source of this 3141-nucleotide messenger RNA. Its product is annotated as butyrophilin subfamily 1 member A1-like. NCBI's taxonomy places the organism in Eukaryota, Metazoa, Chordata, Actinopteri, Pleuronectiformes, Pleuronectidae. The record is from RefSeq and is a predicted model, not a curated record. The coding region runs from base 28 to 723 and encodes 231 amino acids. The transcript is spliced from 3 exons.
CACAGUUUGUUUUUCAGUGCGUCAGAAAUGCUGCUGGUGGAAGUUUCGUCCCUGCUGCUCCUCUGCGUCUCUGCAGCUGCAGGUCAGCAGGGGAUAACAGUGAAGCCUGGAGACGAAGCCACUCUUCAGUGUCACUGUCCCGGCAAUGAUGCCGUCACACUGUUAGAGUGGACCAGACUGGAUCAGAAAUCAGAUCUUUACGUGUUCUUCUACCGGAACAAGCGGUUGUACAAAGAUUUCCAGCUUCCGUCUUUUCGAGGUCGAGUGGAGCUGAGAGAUCCAGAGAUGAAGGACAGAGACGUGUCUGUGAUCUUGAAGAACGUCACCAUCAAUGAUACUGGAACGUACAAGUGUCGAAUUGUCAGCCGCAAAACAGAGAACGGUGAAAGAACAACCAGUGAGUCCAGCAACUUCGUCAGCCUGACUGUCACAGACUCAGUUCACUCAGCUCCACACAAGUUGGCUGAAGAAAAGAAGGAUGAAGGAGACAAUGGUGGAGGAAACGAGGAUGGGAGAAAGAGUCAGAAACCUGUUGUUGUAUAUGCGGCUUGUGGGACAUUUACUGUCAUGUUACUUAUUAUUGGUGCUGUCUUAAUCAGAAAGUUGAUAAACAAACAGACGUAUGUCCAAACAGAGAAAAAAGAGAAGGAAGCUGGACUUCAUGUGACACAAACAAACCACAUGAGCCAAUGUGUUGAUCAGCGGAAAUAUUCAGCUGUUUGAUCACAAGUGUGGGGGGGCCGAACGUCCCCUCUGUCCAUGUUUUUCCUCUGGAGGAGGAGGUUCACAGGAAAUGCCAAGAGUUCCUCCUGGAUCAGACCCGGUCAUUACAGGCCGGUAAACUCUAAAUCCAUUUUACUGAUCAACACACAGUGAAACACUUUUCUGUUUCUGAGUUUCAGUCAAAUUCUACAACACUUUUACAAAAUCAUAACACUAAUAAUUAGGGCUGUCAAUAGAUUAAAAAAAAUUAACUAUUUAAUCUCACAUUUUGAAAUUCAUUAAUCUAGAUUAAUCGCGAUUAAAAGUUUGUCUUUCUUCUAAAGACUAAAUUCUAUAAAUUAACGAGUAAUCACUUCAGACAGCCUGUAUUUUACACAAUGUUGUGGUUUUCAAAGAGGCUCAGGCCUAUGACACAUACCUAUAAAGUGGCAGCCAGGUCGUUAAAUAUCAUGUUCGAUAAAUUGCGUAUAUAUAUAUUUUUUUAAAAGAGCUGAAAAUAUUCCCAAUGUCCUUGGAAACAAUAACACUUCGUCUUUCUUCAUUGAAACAUCCAGAUUAGUAAAAGGUAAAAAAAAAAAAAAGAUGUAUUUGAGACACCAUUGGUACUGUCAUCUUUAACAUUGAACAACACACACAACAGCAUAACAAGUGGCCUUGGUAAACUGAACUUACAUUCAAAUCUGUCAUGUUAAAGUGCAAAAACUUAAAGUGCAAACAAACAUGAAAAUGAAAACAGGAAGAUCUCUGCUACUUCAAAGGUCCCACCGUUUGCCCAUUUUACCACAGUUGAUAUGGUUCCUUGGGGUCUUAAUGAAAUGUGUAACAUAUUUUGCUCAAAAUACCACAAGGAUCAUUUAAAACAGCAGCCUUUUAACCCUGUCUAAAACAGCCCUCCUCAGACUGACCUGUUUUGAGUGCUGGAGACGAAGAUACAAUAUUUCAACCAUAUCGUUUUGAACCAGAGUCAGGUGGGCCGAAGCCUGGCUGCUAGCUAGAGCCCCAGCACAGGCCCGCAGUGGGAGCUGUGGGCGCUGGAGCUCUCCAGCGACCACAGCUCCAGUUAGCAGCCCGGUUAGCUCCGGGGGCUAGCUGGCUAGCGCCGCGCAGCGCAGAGUAGGACUACACACACGAACAUGCGCACAAACACACACACACACACACAGUUCGAGGAAGAUAAAAAAAAGUUCACAUGAGAGGGUGGAAAGAGUGGAGUUGCCUGCCUGGUUCAAGUAGCUUCUCCAACUUCUCCAGUUCAGCCAGCUCCGGUGAAAUGAACAUCGAGAUGUUGGUCUUGUGCUGAGCGAGGGUGGCAGCGACCGGACCCUUGUUUCGCUGGAUCCGUUUGAUAACCUCCAAGGCAGAAUUCCACCGGGUGGCAACAUCUUGAACUAGCGACUCUUCCUGCUGUCCUUGUUUGCUGUGCUUUCAUUCAGACGGGACUUAUCUUUUGACGGGCUGUGUUUGAAGUGCGUCGAGGAAUUACAACGCACAGUUCUCCGCUGUAUAUCGCGCCUCUGUUUUUUUUACUUCCAAUGCAAAAUAUCUAAUUUUCCAUACAUUGUCAAUAAAAUGAGCUGUGACACCCUGGUAAUGGUCAUUGCUGACUAGGGUUGCCAACCGUCCCUUGAAAAACGGAAUCGUCCCGUUUACGGGACAGGUGCUUUUGUUUCUAAAUACGGGACGAUUCCAUUUUUCAAGGGACAGUUGGCAACCCUAUUGCUGACUGACGUCCAGUGGUCACCGGUGAGGGCGACGCUGGCAGCUUGCUCGAGGAGCUGAAUUUUCUUCCGCGCACCGGAAGUAAACAAAGUUGCGUUAACUGAGUUAAAAUAUUUUAUCGCAUUAAUCUCGGGCACAAUAAUCUCAUAGAUUAACACUUUAACUUUGACAGCCCUACUAAUAAUAUGAUAGGAUUCUAGCGUCUUUGUUAUUUUGAAAAUGUGUUAAUGUGAAUGCGGCAGGAAGCUGAACGUCUGUUAGGAUGCUGCAACAAGUGGAGUGCAUCUUUAACUAAAACACAACACGAAUUUUGUAAGUUGAAAAUACUAAAAAUAUAUCAAAUUAACGUUGAUUUAAUCGUUAGCAACAGAACAUUGUUUUUGAAACUAACAAUUUAGUAGCACUUAAAUGACACUUACUUAUAGCACUCUGUAGUUUUGCUUUAUUUUGAAGAAAUUGUACUUUCUGGAUUCUUGUUGUUCUUGGUCUGUACCCUCGGUCUGUACCCUUGAUUCACUUAUUGUAAGUCGCUUUGGAUAAGCUAAACGAAAUGUAAUGUAAUGUAAUAAUAACAUGUAAACAUGUCAGGAAUAAAGGAGUCAAUCAGGAAGUUGAAUGUUAUAUGAACAUGAAUGUACUUUUUUGUUAUCAGCAUUUGUAUCAGAUUUACAUAUUUUUAAUAAAAACAUUUUUAAAGAA